Messenger RNA from Microplitis demolitor, 897 nucleotides. RefSeq names its product 1-phosphatidylinositol phosphodiesterase-like. Gene Ontology annotation, biological process: lipid metabolic process. Gene Ontology annotation, molecular function: phosphoric diester hydrolase activity. The record is from RefSeq and is a predicted model, not a curated record. Lineage: Eukaryota; Metazoa; Arthropoda; Insecta; Hymenoptera; Braconidae. The coding region runs from base 1 to 897 and encodes 298 amino acids. The transcript has a single exon.
AUGUGUCAAAGUCAGUGUAAAACUUAUGUAUAUAAACCAUAUGUGCAGCGUAUUAAAUAUUUAGCAAGAUUGCCAGAUUAUACGAAGUUAGAUGAACUUGCCCUCAUUGGUACUCAUUCAUCGCUGUCCUACAGUGCUGCUGAAAUAGAAUUUCAAACCCAAGAUUUGAAUCUUGCACAGCAAUUGAAAUAUGGAAUUCGUGUUUUGGAUAUAGGUGUGCAUCCACAAAUAAAUUUAUUUAAAAUUUGCAGUAAUAAUGCUGAAUAUAAAAUUCGAUUUGAUCAAGUACUAUUUGAAAUUGAUGAGUUUCUUGAUGAUAAUCCAAGUGAAUUUAUAAUUAUAUUAAUACGUCAAGUUUAUCCUCCGGCAUUUGAUGUGUCAAAAAGUAAUUGUGAUAUUAUUAGUUUUUAUGCCGACUUUAUCAUCGGUGGACGCCGUAUUGUCACAAAAUGGCGGCUUGAGGACACUAUUGGACAAUAUCGUGGGAAAAUAUUAUUAGCAGGUUUUGAUGGUUCAUUUAGAGGAUGUACUUUUGAUAUUCGUAACAACUGUAAGAUUCAAAAUGACUAUAAUACGAUAACUAAAAAUAAUAUUUAUAAUACCGAUGAUAAAUGGAUGGUUAUUAUUCCCAUGAUCAAUCACAGCCAUUCUAAUAGUUAUCGCUGUUACAUCAACGAUAUAAGUUUUUAUAAUGGCAUCAAUAGUCGGCGUGUUAUUGCUAAAGACGGUGGUUAUUACUGUAAUAAUGUAUGCGCCAGUCCACUAAAUCAUUUAAUGGCGACUUAUUUUUAUAAGACUUAUAAUGUUUUGAGUAUCGUUUUAGCUGACUUUGUAACACAAGAAUUGAUCGACAAGAUUAAUAAUCAAAAUUUUUUCAAUCAAUCAUGGCGUCACUGA